Molecule: messenger RNA, 642 nt
Organism: Vigna umbellata (rice bean)
Lineage: Eukaryota; Viridiplantae; Streptophyta; Magnoliopsida; Fabales; Fabaceae
Source: RefSeq, a predicted model, not a curated record
UUUAAUGAAUGUUUGUCCAACUUUCUAUAAAUCAUCACUCUUUCUAUAUAUUGUAUCAUUAUAGGAAAGGGCCGCAAUUCUUCGGUGCCAACCGAAGUGGCCAUAGCAGCAGUGGUAGCAGUUAUGGCAGCAGCGGUGAUGUUGUUCAGGACAUCAAAGACCACAAUAGUAAUUGCAAUUGUGGUUGGUUUGCUGUUGCUCCUCGGGGCUUAUUGGUGGAGUGGCCACAAUACUGGUACAUAUGUCGAGCCACAAUAUUCAGGAGCAAGAAUAGAGGGGGAUGUUGUUACUUUGGAUUUUGUGAAAAAAAUGAUGGAAGAUUUCAAGAACCAGAAGUUCUUACAUAAACGGUAUGCAUUCCAGAUUGUAUUGCAAACAAGAGAAAUUUUGCAAUCUUUGCCUUCUCUUGUUGACAUACAUGUUCCUAAUGGCAAACGUUUUACUGUUUGUGGUGAUGUGCAUGGUCAGUUCUAUGAUCUUUUGAAUAUUUUUGAGCUUAAUGGACUUCCUUCAGAAGAGAAUCCGUAUCUAUUUAACGGUGACUUUGUGGAUAGGGGAUCUUUUUCAUUGGAAGUUAUCCUGACCUUGUUUGCAUUUAAGUGCCUGUCUCCAUCAGGUAAAGCCUAGAUUUUUGAGUUAGUU